Molecule: messenger RNA, 999 nt
Organism: Didymodactylos carnosus
Lineage: Eukaryota; Metazoa; Rotifera; Eurotatoria; Philodinida; Philodinidae
Source: the annotation of a GenBank genome assembly
AUGAAUCAAAAAUCUGCUCGUCGAUUUGUUUUGUCAUCAAUUUUACUUAGUUUACUAGCAUUUAUUUUUAAUGUAAUUGCCCUUCUAUCACCCUAUUGGAAAUCUGUUCAUUUACACGAACAACAAAAUUUGCAAAUCGUCGAUGAUCAUAUUGAUCCUCUGAUUCGUGCUGAAGUUGAAAAAUUCUUUGAUGUAAUGUAUCAUAGUGAUACGCAUUAUUUCGGUUUCUAUAAACAUUGUACUCGAUCAACAAAAUCAUCUACAACUAAACAAACAAAAUGUGGUCAUAAUUAUGUACCAGUGUUUAAUGAUGCUGAUUUUGAAAUAUGUCAUAGUGUUGAACGUCAUCAUUAUUGUAUAUUUCACGCGUUAUCGUUCGAUGACAAUGAAUUAUCACAAAAAUCUCUAUCAAAAUGUCAAUGUAGUUCACCCAGUUAUAUAUCUGUAUCAAAGAUGCUACUAACAUUGGCAGUCAUUGUCUUAUCAGUUUGUAUUCUAGUCAAUAUUUUACGUUUAUUGAAUAUGAGACGAAAAUUAUUCGUUAAUGAUAUGCAACUUCGUCUAUUAUCAAUUAUUUGUUCACUUUUUAUUCUUUUAUUUUCAAUUAUUAUCUUAGCAUAUCAACAUUCAAAUAAAAAAUACGAAACAUUAGAAUUUUUUGAUUCAUUAAGGCGACAUUAUUCACAAAUACAAAUAUAUAAAUUUAGUAGUCAUUUAACAACAAUUAUUGAACGUUUUGAACAGAUACUCGUUAUUAAAUUAGGUUCAUCAUUUACGUUAGCUACAUUAGCAUUAUUAUUUACGUUUAUCGCAUUUUUAUCAUCAGCUAUGGUAGAAAUAAAAACGUCAAAGCUAACAUCAACAAAUACAAACAGUAAACUAAGUGAAUACCAAACGAAUAAUCAGACAGCCUUUAUUAAUCAUAUAACAUCGGAUCAUAAUCACACUAUUUCAACUUAUAUGCCACAAAUUGUAUAUUCUAAACAAACGAAAGUGUAG